Molecule: messenger RNA, 2040 nt
Organism: Ascoidea rubescens DSM 1968
Lineage: Eukaryota; Fungi; Ascomycota; Saccharomycetes; Ascoideales; Ascoideaceae
Exons: 1
Coding region: 268-1566 (432 amino acids)
Biological process (GO): lipid metabolic process
Molecular function (GO): oxidoreductase activity
Source: RefSeq, a predicted model, not a curated record
AAAAUUUCUAAAGAAAAAAUUUAUUGUUUUAUUUAAUAAUUGUUUUUAUCCCAUUAACUAUUUUUUCACAUCGAAAAAGGAUUUAAUUAUCUUAUUUUUCGUCACUUUUUAUUUGAAUACCAAUAUUCCUUUAAUUUCCUUAGAUUAUAGAGAUAACUGGAAAAAAAGUCGAAAAAAAAAAAUUAGAUUUCUAUUAUAAUAAAGAAUUAAAUUAAAAUAAAUUAACUCAUAAAAAGAAAAAGAAAAAGAAAAAGAAAAAGAAAAAAAAUGUCUGCUGUUACUGUUACUGGUUCUACUGAUACCACCUCUACUACUCGCAGAGACUCGACAACUACUUCACAAACAAAGAGAUCUGGUAAUGUUGCCACAUUACGUAACGAUCAAAAACCUCUAACUGCUAUUGAUACCUUUGGUAACAUCUUUACCGUUCCUGACUAUUCAAUUAAAGACAUUUUAAGUGCUAUACCAAAACACUGUUAUGAAAGAAGAUGGUAUGAAGGUUUAUAUUACGUUUUCAGAGACAUUGCUUGUAUGUUAGCUAUAGGAUAUGUUGCAAACACUUAUAUUCCAUUAGUUCCAAAUACUGCUUUAAGAGGAUUAUUGUGGUUUGGUUAUGCUACUGUUCAAGGUUUAUUUGGAACUGGGUUAUGGGUUUUGAGUCACGAAUGUGGCCACAGAGCCUUUUCUGAUUAUGAAUGGUUAGAUUCAUUUGUCGGAUGGGUGUUGCAUAGUUAUUUAUUAGUUCCAUUUUUUAGUUGGAAAUUUUCGCAUGGUAAACACCAUAAAGCCACUGGGCAUUUAACAAGAGAUAUGGUUUUUGUUCCAAGAACUAAGGAACAAUUUCUUGCCAAAAGAGGUGUUUCUAGCUUGAAGGAAUUAUCAGAAGAUGCACCAAUUGUAUCAUUAUAUUCUCUUCUUCUCCAACAGUUAGGUGGAUGGAUUAUGUAUUUAUUCACAGAUGUAACUGGACAAGAAUAUCCCGAUGUUCCACAAUAUAAGGUUAACCAUUUUAAUCCAAGUGCACCAAUUUUCGACAAAAAGGAUUAUUGGUAUGUUUUAUUAUCUGAUAUUGGUAUUUUGAUUCAAUUUGGUGUAUUAUAUGUUUGGUAUCAACAUUUUGGAGGAUGGAAUGUUUUUAUUAACUGGUUUUUACCAUACAUUUGGGUUAACCACUGGUUAGUUUUCAUUACAUUUUUGCAACAUUCAGACCCAACUAUGCCACAUUACGAGGCUGAUCAAUGGAAUUUUGCCAGAGGAGCAGCAGCCACUAUUGAUAGAGAAUUUGGAUUUGUUGGCCAACAUAUUUUCCAUGAUAUUAUUGAAACACAUGUUUUGCAUCAUUAUUGUUCAAGAAUUCCAUUUUACAACGCCAGAGAAGCAAGUGAAGCCAUUAAGAAAGUUAUGGGAAAACACUAUAAGCACUCAGAUGAGAACAUGUGGGUAAGUUUAUGGAAAUCAGCCAGAUGCUGUCAAUUUGUUGAUGGUGAUAAUGGUGUUAAGAUGUUUAGAAACAUCAAUGGAUUUGGGGUCAAGCCAAUUGAUGUUGAUGGUAAGCCAGUCAAUUAAAGCAAGUGCUAUUGUUGUUAUUGCUAGUAUAUUAUGGGGUUUAAGAACCAGAAACAGGACAAGAACCAGAACAAGAACAAGAAAGAAUAGUUAAUUAGUGCAAGAUCGGGUUAUGUGAAAUUACAUGAUGAAGAUUUGAGAUCAAUGGGGUUUUGUUUUUCCGUUUUUGUUUUAUUUUUUUUUUUUUAGUCGUUAUUCUUAUAUAUAAUUAUAUAUUCAAUUCGGUAAUACUUUCUUGUUUUUGCUAGUUUUAUUAAAUAUAUUCUCUAAUAAUCUGAAUUAAUUGUUUAAUUGUUUAAUUGUUUAAUUGUUUAAUUGUUUAUUUGUUUAUUUGUUUAUUUAAUUUAUUAAUUUAUCAAUCAAUUAAUUAUCUAUACUCUUUUCUAUCUAAGACUUGUUUAACGGGUUCAGUUUCAUGGACAUAUAAAUCAUUUUCUUUGAUAUAUCUGAUGACACUAUUCGGUAGCAAAUAUC